Messenger RNA from Terrapene triunguis (Three-toed box turtle), 1061 nucleotides. RefSeq names its product olfactory receptor 10A7-like. The transcript has 2 exons. Gene Ontology annotation, biological process: G protein-coupled receptor signaling pathway. The record is from RefSeq and is a predicted model, not a curated record. The coding region runs from base 132 to 1061 and encodes 309 amino acids. NCBI's taxonomy places the organism in Eukaryota, Metazoa, Chordata, Testudines, Emydidae. Gene Ontology annotation, molecular function: olfactory receptor activity; G protein-coupled receptor activity. Gene Ontology annotation, cellular component: membrane.
UUUGCAGAGUGAGAAGAGACAAGAACUUCAGCUGAGGAUCCUGAAUCCUGGCAGCCAAACCCUAAGAAACAAGAGCUCAUCACUUCAAGCUUCAGCUGUUGUAUGGUCACAGGGUUUGGUUCAUUUCCCCCAUGGCAGACAAGGAACUUGGAAAUCAAACCUUCCUCACAGAGUUCAUCCUCCUGGGAUUUGGGGCUAGCCCCAAACUGCAGAUCCUUCUCUUACUGCUGUUUCUAGUGAUCUACAUUGUGACCAUGGCUGGGAACAUCCUCAUCAUGGCAGUAGUUGUGGCUGACCAGCACCUUCACACCCCCAUGUACUUCUUCCUGGGGAACUUGUCCUGCUUGGAGACCUGCUACACCUCCACCGUCCUGCCCAGCAUGCUGGCCAGUCUCCUGACUGGGGACAGAACCAUUUCUGUUGGUGGCUGUAUCACACAAUGUUACUUUGUUGGUUUCCUUGCAGCUACUGGGUGUUAUCUCCUAGCAGCGAUGUCUUAUGAUAGGUAUCUAGCGAUAUGCAAACCACUGCAUUAUACAACCCUUAUGAAUGGCAGGUUCUGCCUCCAGCUAGCAGCUGGGUCUUGGGUGAGUGGGUUACUGGCUAGUUCCAUAGUAGCGGGUAUGGUGUUACAAUUAACUUUCUGCGGCCCCAAUGAAAUUGACCAUUUCUUCUGUGAAUUUAAACAAAUAAUAAAUCUCUACCACAAUGACAUCUACCAGGUGGAGUUUUUAAUUACCAUUGUGGCUGCUUUAUUGACACUGCCGCCAUUUGCUUUGACUGUGACAUCCUAUAUUUGUAUCAUCUGCACCGUCCUGCGAAUACCUUCCACCACCGGGAGGCAAAAGGCCUUUUCCACCUGCUCCUCUCACCUCAUUGUAGUGACGAUUUUCUAUGGGACCCUGAGCAUUGUGUAUCUGCUACCAAAAACCAAGACACUCAGAGACCUCAGCAAAGUGUUCUCCCUCUUCUACACAAUUCUGACUCCUAUGGCCAAUCCCUUUAUAUACAGCCUGAGAAAUAAAGAGGUGAAAGAGGCUCUGAAAAAAAAAUGUCAGUAA